UCUAGCAUUUAGUUUAAGUCGAGCCAGGGUUGGAACAAGUCAGAGAAAGCUGUGAAAGUGAAAGGUGAUAAAAUGAAACAAUUCAUUUGUUUCAUUUUUGUGAUUUGGGGUUUUUCCAUAUCGGUUAACGCAAAUGGGUACUACACUAUUGUGGCGCCCGGCAGCAUACAAUCUGACACCGAAUAUGCAGUCACUGUAUCUUUACACAAUAAUCCCGAACCAGCCACAAUAAAGGUGGGCAUAACAGGACCGUCCUAUAAUGAAUCGAAAACCAUAGAACUCUCUGCCUACACUGCUGAAACACUCAAGUUUAAUGUUCCCUCUUUGGUAGAGGGCACCUAUGAGUUGCAAACCGAAGGUAUGAGUGGAAUUAUCUUUAAACGAUUUUCGAAUUUAACGUUCAGCAAGCCGGAGCGCCAUAUUUACUUACAAACGGAUAAAGCUCUAUACAAGCCGGGCGAAUUGGUUAAAUAUAGAGUUGUAGUCUUGGACUCAGAUGGUAAGCCGCUCAAAACCAAUAAUGAUCUGGCAGUGCGCAUUUAUGACAGUGCCCAUAAUGUAAUCCAAGAGUUGAAGGAGUUGCAAUUUACCAAAGGUGUAUACAGCGGCAAGUUCAAAUUGUCCGAACAACCUGUGAUGGGCGAUUGGACCAUAGAGGUACUCAAUGUAAAGGAACGGCAACUUCAGUUGCAAAACAAACCCUCCUUGCCAGCAACUGUACAGGGCGGGCAAUUUAUGCCAAGCAUGCAAUAUGCACAUCCCGGGCAAUAUGUGCCAGGCAUGCAAAAUGCGCGUCCCAUGCAAGUUUUUCCAGGCAUGCAAGGUCCAUAUCCUAGACAAUUUGUGCCGGGCACACAGGUUACACAUACCUAUGCUGGUAGAAAAGCCUUCAAAAAUUUUGAGGUAGCCAAGUAUGUGUUGCCCAAAUUUAGUGUGGAAAUCGAAGCGGAUGAAAAAAUUGCCAUACUUGACAAGACUUUUAAGGUUACAGUACGUGCGAAAUACACCCAUGGUCAACCUGUUCAGGGCAAUACAACUAUAACAGCGUCCUUUGUGCACCAAACGCAUUUUGACAACAGUUUGCCGGCAGCCCAAAAGACAGUAGAAAUAUAUGGCAAAGCAGACGUUGAAUUUGAUUUAAAUCAGGAUCUAGCUAUGGAUCAAUUUAUACCUCGGAUCAAAAUCAUAGCAACUGUGACAGAAGGGCAUACUGGUUUGCAACAGAACACCUCAACCAUUAUAAAUUUGCACCAAGCACGCUACACAAUUGAUGUGGAUAUGAAAGACAAGAAAUUUGUAACCAAUAUACCAUUUGAAAUAAAGGCUAUUAUCAAAAAACUCAAUGGAUCACCGGUGACAAAUGCAAAAUCUACUGCAAAACUUAUUCUCAAACGAGACUCACAUGACAUAAAUGGAUUAAUCUUCGAAGCAGAUGUAGAUACAAAAGGUAUGGCGGUUUUCAAGAUUAAAAUUGGUUGGCCUAUGUCCUAUAACUCCAUAAAGGUUAUAUACGAGGAGAAGGAACACACCACAUAUGGUUUCAGAGUUGAAAGACCUGCGGAACCAGAAGUCAAAGAAACAGUUAUUAAACCAUCUGCGGUGUCUACUCCUAAAACAUAUUAUCCAUCGCAAGGAGUAUAUGUACAUCCACAUCCGUCAAUAGAACGUGUUGGACCACUGAAGGUUACCAUUCAAAAACUAGACUUUAAUCCUGACCACGACGUAAUUAUCGAAGUCAAAUCAGACGAUCCCAUUCCAUAUUAUUUCUACACUAUUAUGGCCCGUGGCAAAAUCAUCAAGCAUGAAUAUGUUAAAGUCGAAGGUAACCAAAAAUACCAUCGCUUAAAAAUUCAAACUACAAACGAAAUGGCUCCAAGGGCAAAACUCUUUGUUUAUCUUAUCGAUGAUGGUGAAAUGAAAUCUGAUGAAGAGGACAUCUUUAUUCCACUUAAGUUGCAAAAUAAGUUGGAAAUAACAGCACCCGAAAAAGCCAAUGCUAGCGAGCUUGUAUCUCUGAAUAUAAAAACAGAUCCGGAUUCAUUUGUGGGCUUGUUGGCUGUUGAUCAAAGUGUUCUGCUCUUGAAAACUGGCAAUGAUUUUGAUAAAGAAAAAAUUUUGGACAACAUUGGAAAUGUAAAACCUCGAGCCCCAGAUACCAAUGGCCGCCAUGAAACAUACCCAGGCAAAAAUUCUGGCUUUGUUACUAUAACAAAUGCCUGUUACCCGCGUGCUUCUUACCAUCAAUAUGAGGAACAAGCCUUGCGCUAUGAUACAAGCUAUAGACCAACCGGUGCUAGCUACGCAAUGCCAGGUAUGGGUUUUGCUUCUCCAGCAGCAAUGAGUUUUGCUUCCCCUUCAAAUGACCCCCCGGUAAUUCGGAAAAAUUUUGUUGAAACAUGGAUAUUCGAUGAUAUUGAGAGCACUGAUUCCGAGGGUAUUGCCAACUUUACCAGAAACAUUCCCGACACAAUGACCUCUUGGGUUAUUACUGGAUUUUCCCUAAAUGAAAAUACAGGCUUUGGUAUGACAGAAAAUGCCACUAAUAUACUCGUAUCUCAGCCCUUCUUUGUAAGCCUCAACCUUCCGUAUGCGGUAAAACGAGGUGAGAUCGUUAACAUACCCGUAGUGGUCUUCAAUUAUAUGGCCACUCAAGUAGAAGCAGAAAUCACCAUGGAAAAUGUUGAUGAUGAGUAUGAUUUUGUUGGAACCGAUGGUAAUGUGCUUACGGAUAAGGUAAUGAGUCAACAAGUGACGGUUCCUACCAAUAUCGGAAAUGUAGUCUCGUUUACAAUCUUCCCCAAACGUGUUGGCUAUAUCACAUUGAAAGUUAAGGCCGUUACCCCUCUGGCCGGAGAUAUAGUCCAUCAAAAGCUAAAAGUUGAACCUGAAGGUGUAACUCAGUACAAAAACGAAGCUCUCUUUGUCAAUAUACCAGCAAAUGGAGAACCGCUUAAGCACACCUUCAAGGCGGAAAUUCCAGCCGAUGCUGUUGUCGAUUCAGAGUUUAUAGAAUUCACAGCCGUAAGUGAUCUGUUGGGCCCGACCAUCGAGAACAUCGAUAGAUUGGUACGCAUGCCCUAUGGCUGUGGUGAACAGAACAUGAUCAACUUUGUACCCAACAUCUUGGUGCUUGACUAUUUGGAGACCAUGCAAAUUGACAAUCCCACCUUGACGGAAAAAGCCAAGGCCUUCAUGUUGAAUGGUUACCAGCGUCAAUUGACAUACAAGCAUCAGAACGGUGCUUACAGUUCUUUUGGUGAGGGUCACAGUAACCCCGAUAAUUGGUUGACCGCCUAUGUGGCUCGCUCCUUUAUACGGGCACGAAAAUACAUAACCAUUGAUGAAAUGCUGAUAGAGAAUGCCUUGGAAUAUUUAGCAUCGACUCAGGAAGAAAGUGGAGAAUUUGUAAGCAUGAGAUAUAAUUUCUAUAGCACUAAACAGUCCGAUGGUGUUGGCAAAACUGCCUACAUCCUACUGGCCUUCUUGGAGAAUCAGGAAUACGCACUUAAAUUCAAAACGCAAAUUCGAAAAGGUUUGAAUUAUCUUCAGAGCCAUUUUGCUAAUGAGGAUGAUCUCCACACACUGGCCCUCAUAUCGUUGGUCUUCCAAAGAGCCAAACAUGACAGCCUGCCUAAGCUGCUGGUGAAAUUGGAGCAUAGGUCACACAAUGAGAAUAAUCUUAAAUGGUGGAAGACUUCUGAAAAAUACCGCAGUAAUGAUAUAGAAAUCACAGCUUAUAUUUUACAAACCCUUUUGGAAAGCAAAGAUGUUGACGCCACCACCGUGUUGCCCACACUCAAAUGGUUGGUAGGCAAGCGCAACAGUUUGGGUGGAUUUGCCUCAACCCAAGACACUGUUGUUGGACUAGAGGCCUUGAUUAAAUUUGCUGAGAAAUUCGCUGCUGCCGGAAGAGGUAGUAUCAACAUUAAAUUCCAUACCCAGAAUGAAGCCGGUGAAGAGAUCUCAAGCAAUGAGUUUACAAUUGAUGAAACGACGGGCUUAGGCCUCAUCAGCCAUGAGUUCAACAGAUCUACUCGUCAACUGACUGUCAGCGCCGAAGGUCAAGGCUCAGCACUACUACAGUUCUCCUAUCGUUACAAUUUAGUAACUAAAGAUGACAAUGCCGGAUUUCUUAUCAGAUAUUCGCUAAAUAAGGAAUCCACCAGCGAUCAUAUCUCGAUGAAUGUUUGUGCGGAAUACGAAGCAGAGGCCGACGAUGAAAUUAAAGAAUCAAAUAUGGCUGUUAUGGAAAUCUACCUUCCUUCAGGUUACAAAACCGAUCAUGAUAGUUUACAGUUUAUCCGUUCAACUGCACUGGUUCAAAGAGUUGAUACUAAAAAUGAUGAAACCGUCAUUAUUGUUUAUUUCGACAUGUUAUUUGCUGGUGAGCCCAUUUGUUUUGAUAUCUUUGCUGAAAAUUACCACAAGGUUGACAAACUGAAGCCAGCUGCCAUUACAGUGUACGACUAUUAUAAUAGCAAAAAACGUGCCACCGUUUUCUAUGAAGUGAAGUAAAAAUUUUGAAAUAAUUGUGAAGUUGAUGUCCCAUUUUUUAAUAAAAUCAAACUGUUUAAAUUCA
This is a messenger RNA of Stomoxys calcitrans (stable fly), 4579 nucleotides long. Its product is annotated as CD109 antigen. Lineage: Eukaryota; Metazoa; Arthropoda; Insecta; Diptera; Muscidae. Bases 73 to 4515 code for a protein of 1480 amino acids. The transcript has 8 exons. Gene Ontology annotation, cellular component: extracellular region. The record is from RefSeq and is a predicted model, not a curated record. Gene Ontology annotation, molecular function: endopeptidase inhibitor activity.